This is a messenger RNA of Ziziphus jujuba (common jujube), 3209 nucleotides long. RefSeq lists its product as uncharacterized. The transcript is spliced from 14 exons. Gene Ontology annotation, biological process: intracellular monoatomic cation homeostasis. Gene Ontology annotation, cellular component: mitochondrial inner membrane. Lineage: Eukaryota; Viridiplantae; Streptophyta; Magnoliopsida; Rosales; Rhamnaceae. The record is from RefSeq and is a predicted model, not a curated record. The coding region runs from base 755 to 2929 and encodes 724 amino acids.
GAUUCCAAUAUCAAUGAAGACCUCGUCAUGUAGCAGCCCAAAAUCAUGAUAAAGAGGGCAUGCAUGGAUAUAAUCUGUUGUCUUUUCUUUUGAUUAUCCUCCUAACUUUAAACUAAAGUGAUUAAUUUGAGUAACAUGCAAUUUUUUCACACACUGCAAACCCUUUUCUUCUCAUGCAUUCACGUUACCAAAGGCAAUGAAAUUUGGAAUGCCUUCUUGAUUUACAACUAACACUUUAUUUCAUCUCUAAAGCAGUAGGACUUCUGUCUUUUUUUAUUUUGGUACAAAUACGUAGAUUAUACCUUCUUAAUUAGAAGCUAUGCUUGUUUUAAUCAAUAAAUUAGAGCACAACUACUUGACCUGUUCCAGCGUCUUCCAAGUUGGGAGUAAUUUGUCAUCCGCUUAAUAAACUGAGUGUCUCUAUGCUGCUUCUUCUUCUUUUCUUUUGUUUUUUUUCCACUGAAAGUAACUCAUUGUAAAGUACAAACCAACAGUUUAAAAAAUUGGAAAACAAAACGGCUGGCGGGAGAUAAACCCAAAGCAAGUGAACAUAUAAUACCAGUUCAUAUCCACCCACCUUUUCUUUGUUCACCCACCUUUUCUUUGUUUUAUUUAAUGUAAUUAAUUUUAUAAUCUCCCUGUCUUUUCUCUGUCUAUCUAUGUGUGCGUGCUUCAAUGGAUAAGUUCAAAACCUCUUGUUUUCUGCGUUACAUGGCUCUCGUUCUUCCUUCUCUUUCCUGUUUUUUGGUCUUUCAUGGCUUUUCGUUUGUCUCUGCAACUGCCCCACUUCUUCAACCCCUUAAAAUCUAUAAGAUCAGAGAACAGACAAAGAACUACAGUCAAAACAUCUCGACAUUCAAGUUACAAUACAAAGGAAAACAGAAGUUACAGCCUUUCAAAGAAAAAUGUCUUCCUUGGGUUAAUUUUUAGAUGUUAUACCUCAACAAGGUGGUCUUCAUAUAAGACUUUAUCAUCUAUAGCUGCUUGUGCUUCUUCAACUCACAACAAUACUGAGAGUGGUACUCCAGUGGCCAACACCAAUGUUCACGAAAUCAAAUUUAACCGGGUCAACUGUCUUGUACGGGUGUUGCAUGAAUCUGCUAAGAGCUUCUCCCUUGCAGUUGAGUCACUUGAAUUGAUAGGAAAUGGUCCAGAGCUUGCAAUGGCAUGGAUUGGGAAAGAUGUGCACAGAUGGCAUAAAAGAAUUGCUUACUUGGUGGCAGUUUAUGCCUUGUUGAAAACAGCAAUUGAAGUAGAAGUUUUGCUUUCUCAUGAACGUCACUGCAACAACUCUUAUGCAGUUAGAGAGAUCUUGACCCCAAAGAUUAACUUGAUCGGGGAUCAUAUUGAAAGUCAACUGAAUAUGAGGCACUCUAAAAUGGUCGAAUGGUUUAGAGUGGUUGAACUGCCGCGCGUUGCAGGAUUUUUCGUUCCCUUGUUAAAUAAGUGGUCUAUGGAAUAUGCAGGAAGUGGUGUUGCAGGGAUGGUUGUUGCUAUAAGCUGCUGUGCUGCGGUAGGAAAGUUGAGUUCUGGGCAUAUUACCUGUCCUUUUCUCACACUUUCAGUGAAGGAUGUAAUGAUAGAGCUCAUGGAUCUUGCACAUAGUCUUGAAUUGGUGGAAAAAUUGCACCAGUUAGCUACUGAGGCGGGAUUUGAAUUGGAUUUCCUGUCACAUUUUGGUAAGCAGGUUAUUUCCAGCAAAAGAAGUGAAGAGCUAGAAUUUUGGAUUGGGUUGGCUCAGAAAAAACUAUCAAUAGCAUUUUGCAAUUAUAGUGUGCAUUGGGAUGGGCAGAAUUUUCAUGACAAGAUUCAAGCAAAUACUUUGGCCACUUUUGGACUUUUUGCAUAUCUUGGAAGAAGUACUAGAUUAUUCUUGUCAAGAGUGGGCAUAAAGGAUGUUGAUGAACCAAUUAAGGACUUUUUAAGCUACUUGGAAUGCGGUAUCCUUUUCAUAUACCCAGAAUUUUCUUCCAUGUCAGUGUAUCAAUCCUUCAUGGAGGUUGUGACUGAUGAAAUAGGAUGGCUUAAUUUUUAUGUCACGUGUCCUUCUGUAAGUUGUCGGGGGAGAAGAAGAUCCAAGCAGCAUGCUGUUCAAGCAGAGAAAGAAAUUGUUUUAUCUAUAGUUUUUACCAUAUGCUAUGAUGUUUUCUCUGGAUUUGCUCACUUCAAUCGUUCAACUCAACAGCUCUUAGAUGCUGAUUUGCUAGCAUUCUUGCUCCAGAGUCAAAGCCUACUAACAACUUGCUUGGAAGACUACUGGGCUGUUUAUGAUAAAUCAAGCAGUGAAUUGUUAAAGAUUACUGAAACUGGUGAUGCCUCUGACCCAAAUCUACCUUCUAUCAAAUCUAAAGGUGCGAGUGUGACCAAGUUGUCUUUAAACAUAGAAUCACAACAAAGUAACUUACUUAUACAGGGGUGUCUGAAUAAUCAGUCUGAGUAUGGUUUUAAACUGAGAAAGCAGGCUAUCUGCUCACCUGGGAAGGAAGCAGAAAAGCCUAUAGGGAGCUCUGCUGAGAAAUCAGAUGUUCUACGUCAGAGUCUGCUUAAGAAGUACAGCAUCAAGUUGGCAUCUGCAAGCUCUGAUAUAUGGAUGGGUACUGAAUUGCUAUACAUAGACAUUACGACUGCUCUGAAGCUGCUCCUGAAACAAUUUCGGGGCCACAAGGUUACAAUGAGGGAAAGAAAUAAGUUGAAAAGAACACUGAAUGACUUUGCUUCACUCAUCCCGAUCUCAAUUCUAAUGCUAAUCCCUGUAUCUGCUGUUGGUCAUGCUGCCAUGCUAGCAGCAAUUAACAAAUACAUGCCACAAAUGAUCCCUUCUCCUUAUUCGUCGGAGCGGCUGGAUGUUGUAAAACAGCUAAAAAGAACUAAGAAGAUGGAAAUUAGCCCACGAAGAAACGUUGACGACCCAUAUUCUAAGACAGCAUAAGAAAUAUGUUCUAUGCAGAAUUCUGGUCAUGCACCAAGGAACUGUUGCAAGCUGGUUUCUUCUCUGCUCUCGAAUUCCACAAGAAUCUGAUGCUUUUCUUUGUGUAUGUACAUCGUUCAGCAUAAUAUCCUUGGGUGAUUUGACAUGUCCAUUUUCCUGUUGAUACGCCGUUGAAUCCUAAAUUCAUUAAACCAUAUUCAUCUGAAAGGACGAGGCAUUGUAUGCUCUAUAUGUUUUGUGAUAUGAUAAAUGCAUUUUUCUGUUGGCCAUGUGGUCGUGA